This is a messenger RNA of Hyla sarda, 1814 nucleotides long. RefSeq names its product transmembrane protein 40 (gene TMEM40). Lineage: Eukaryota; Metazoa; Chordata; Amphibia; Anura; Hylidae. Bases 393 to 1286 code for a protein of 297 amino acids. The transcript is spliced from 14 exons. The record is from RefSeq and is a predicted model, not a curated record.
AAGAGCCAAGGAAUUUACAGCUACAAAUAUUACCCUUUCUGCAUUUCUACCUGUCCAUACCCCCCAAGUAAUGAGCACAUAUCUGCAGCAUGUCAAAGUGAUGGUCCGCAAGGUAGUAAGUGCAUAAGAAUAAGGAGGAAACAAGGAUCCAGCAUUGAUAUUUCACGAGGAAUACAAGUAUUUACUACGUCAUACAGUUGUGAUUGAUCGUCGCUGACAGAUGCAGAGCCAGUUCUUCUAGCUUGGUGUCACUCCGCUGUCGUGUGACAUCAUCGUCUGUAAAUGAGUAAGAAGCUGAAGGCGGAAGAUGCAGAAGGACUGUCUUAGAGCAGACGAUUCUUCCUCCUAUGAAGACUUCACAUCUCUUCUCUUCACCUUGAGGAGAAAUUACAAUGAGCUCCGAGAAAUUCUCAUUACCUAACCACACCAAGGAGGAGCAAGAUAUCUUCCAGAAAGCAUUCGCCAGAGAUUUAGAGAACUUAAAGACAAAUGCGGCUGUUAGUCCGUCCUUCUGUUUUUUCUAUGUAUCCAUCUGCAGGAUGUCAUCACUGUCCUUAUACACUGAGAAGGAAGCUGAGACUAUAGUUCAGCUCAGUAACCCUCCUGACAAGCAGUUGGCUCUCCUGGAGUCUAUAGAUGAGAAAGGCCCGCAAGCAGUUGCAAUAUUUUACCUAUUACUAAACAUGAAUGAUGAGAAAGCGUAUGGAGAGCUUCCCAGCUGCAAGGAAAAUGAUGAGAAGAUGGCACUUAUAUCAAAUAUGAAAGACAGGACACUCCAUUUAUUACAACAUAAAGUCUCAGAAAUGUUGCAUACAUCUACACCUGUACUUUUUCAAGGCCCUCCUAGGCCAGCUGCCUCUGUAGGAACUGUUAGGCCCUUUAUAACCACAAAGAAUGAGGAAGAAGAUGCCUUACUUCAUACAAAUGAAAAGAACCAUCUGGAAGAGAAAAAUGUCAAUGAAGAUGAGGACAUUUCUGCUUCUGACAGAGGUAAACUCGACCGGCAACAAGGAAAAUUCCAUGGAACUCAUAGAAGAGGAUGGGGAAUAAAGAAAGAUGAUGAAUUUUUUCACUUCAUAAUUGUGUGUUUUGCCCUGGGUGCAGUCCUGGUAUGUGAAUACUACUACUCUGACUGGACAGUUUCUGCCGGAAUUGGUUUAAUUGCAUUUGCAACACUGGAAACCAUUGGGAUCUAUUUUGGCCUGGUUUACAGAAUCCGGACUGUUGUGGAGCAGUUUAUGCCUUUAUUGUCAAGAGUUACACUGGGCUUUAAGAAAAAGGAAUAGCCAGUAAUGGACCAUACUUCUGGCCAUGUGACCUCAGGGAAAUACUGCACAUAUGAAGAGUGAGGCCGUCUACAAAGCAUGGGACACUGAAUAAGUAGGACAAGAUAUAUCACACAACAGUCCUAGAAUCAAAUUCUGGUGUAUUGAUCUGUAAUGGAGAAAAGUGUUGAUGGACUGGCUGCAAACUACACAACUACAUCACUUGACAAUAACAUGACCACAUCUCAGGGUUUAUGCUAUGAAUGUAACAACCAGCACCCCGGCAGGUCUACUACUAGAUUUGGACUAUCAUAAAACCCUUUGGUGGUAAAGGGCCGGUUUGGUAGACUGGGGGGGUCUGAGUGUUGUGGUCGUAAUAAUAGACUGAUCUAUUAUUGUGAGUUUGUAACCUCUAUUACAUGAUGACUGUCUUAAUUAUUAUGUUCUGUACCAUCAUUGUUUCUUUAUUUAUUUCACUAUGUAUAACAAUGCAGGGUUUAGGCUACUUUGUAUUACUCUACAAUGUUUCUAGUCAUGGGGAAUAUUUAC